GGAAUUUUCCCCCUUAGUGCUGUGUGCAUUAGGGCAAAAAAAAGAAAAACCGCCCCGUGCGGGCUUUUUCACCCGUAAAGAACUCGAUUUUCACGACCGGGUUCUACACAAACCGGGUGCUCCUGUUCGGGUCCGGGUCCUCCCUUUGUGUCCUCGCAGUCUGGCCAAACGGCAGAAUUCCGGCUUUUCGAUGGCGAAUGUUUUCGAGUGCGUCGUAAGCGGUACCGGUAGCCGAUGGAUGGUGGGAACGCUCAUCCUUACGCAUUUGAUAGCGUACAACGAGACGGGCGGUCCUGGGCUGAUGAUAGGGAUGGCUCUGGCUGCCCUGUACGCCGCAUUUGCCGGAACGUGCAAAUCGGGCAUCAAAUCGUUACAGAUCUCCUACAUUCGCACCACGCAUCGGGUCGACUUCUUCUGUCUGUUUCUCGCCAAGUGGAUGGACAUAUUGGCUCUGUUCUCAGCCUGUGCGGUGCUGGUGCGAACGUUAAGCUCCUGCCUGGAUGCCAUGACCGGUGGAUUGGCGCGGAUGUAUAUUUUAGGACGCAACUCACCAGCCAACGAACCCUGGCCGGAUGUAAUCGGUGUGGUGGUCAUCUUCAUCGUCACUGGGAUGUUUAUGCUGGGUUUGGAGAAUACCCGAAUCUUUGGCUUUCUGAUGAUGGCGGGCGUGCUGCUCGUCGGUACACUGAUUGUCAUCAUUACGGGGUUGCGAGGAAAUCCCGGACUGUUCCGUACCGAGCCGAUCCUUCCGAAGGGUGUUGUUGGGCUCCUUUCCGGGACGGCACUGUCAACGUUCACUUACUCGAACGAUUUACUAAACGGUAAUUACAUCAAACGUCUCCUCGGAUUGGUCGUUAUCCUGCUAGUUUUACUAUCGAGCGAACUAGUCGGUGCGUGCUUAACGAUGCUGAUAAAAUUCAGCUCUAGCCACGACUAUGAAGCGGUUCCGAUACUUUCCAUACUGGAGCUGAAGGACUUCCACAAGCUAAUCCCGGCCGUUGCCUGUCUGCUCGUGCUCACCUGCUCGGGCGCUCUGCUCGAACUGUUCCCCGAAAUGUACACCCAAAUUGUGCAGCUGACAACGUCCGACUGGCGCAUACUGGCGAAACAGAUUGGGUACGAAAAUCGGGACAGUGGCAGCCCUACGCUGACGAUCUUUACCGGUGGAAGUUUGUGUGCUAUGUUGGCGUUCGCCUGUCCACUGGAGAACCUCACCUACAUACUGGCGGCAAGCAAUGUUUUGGCCACGUUGCUGAGAUCUUUCCACUUCCUUUAUCUACCGUUCCGGCCGCACUAUCUCGAGCAGCAAAAUGAGUCGAGCCUUGGCUAUAGCCGAUUGAACACGGGUAAACCUUCAACCGCUUCCAGCACGUCGAACACCACCAGCAAUGGUCUCCGUUCUGGGCGUCGACUCGAUCGUCUUUGGUGCUUUAAAUCCUCAAACUUUUGUACUUCGACAAAAGCUGCCCUAGCGCACCACAUGCUUCCGGGAAAUCGUGGACCAAUGUCACACACGAACGGAUGCAACCGGGAGGAACAUGAGCGGGAGUGGUUACUGCUGGGUGAGCCAUCCUCCCCGAAAGGACCACCGCACAGUCCACCGGGAAGUACGAUCGAGUCAACCGUGCUGUCCGAUCAAAUCUCCGACAUUGAGUGUAUUGCGUUGGCCAAACCGGAAAACAUGGACAGUGAGGAUAGCUCCACGGAUAUCGAUGCGAUUGUGGACGAGUAUCGGCAGAAGGUGACCGUAUCGACGGCCGGAUACACUUCCGACAGUGAUACGUUACGAUUGCCCACAGCCAAUAGCUGGUAUUUGGCGAUCAUUUUCAUUGUACUGAUCGUGCUGGGCAGCGUUAUAACAGCGUCCGGAUUAAUGCUGUGGGAUACGAUCAUGAUCAUUGCCGGUGUGAAUGUGGUUUUCAUUCCAGCAACCAUCCUGCUACUAUUUCCGAGGUACGAUCAAGCGAAUUCUUCACCAACAGCGCCGGCCCUGAUGACCUGCGUGAUAACCGUGCUGGGAUCGUUCAUCCUUUUCUCCGCUUCUUUUGCACAGUCCUGGCCAGCGUUAUUGCUGUGGUUUAUGGCAGGACUUUUCCUAUUUAUCCGGUGCGAUACCUGGUGUUGCUUGUGUUUGGAUCGACCCGGCAGUGGUCAAACUACGCUCAUCACCAGCAUGUCCACAGCGAAGACGACCACUAUUCGCGUUCCACGUCCACCGAAGGGUGCCAUCAUACAGGCGCGCAUUGCCGGCCACAGCUGACAGUCGGAGUCGACCGAUAGUGAGCUGUUCGAGGACGAGGACACGGUCGAGGAAUGGACUGACUGAUGGAUCGAAGCGCGCACUACAAACUGUGGUGUGAGCGUGUAAAAUCAGUACAAUGUGAGGCAAACGAACUAAUUCUAGGUGGUGGUUCUCUGGUGUUUUGCUCUGGUGUACCUUAAUCUCUGUGAAUGUGUGUGUAUGUUUGUAUGUGUGUGUGUUUCUGUAUGGCAUGUAACAUCCAUCCAUCCAUCCAUCUCGGGCCUUUCCGUCACCUGUUCCGGUGACAAAAAAAAAAAACACAAGGCACACAAUUGUAUGUGAAUGUGAUAAGACAAAACCAAAGGAAGUCAAAGCGUAUGCCUACCUUAAGUAGUGCCAUUUAGCAAGCUUGGACAGAUGGUAGUAUAGAUCUUUUGUUUCCCGGUUCGCAAUCUAUUUAAUGCGUGUUCAAACCAGAAGACGAACCCGUCAAUUAAUCAUGCAGACAACGGAAUAUACACAUGGACAGUAUAACGAGCAACACAUCGAACGGCAGUAAUUAGCUAUUCUUCUGCUAUCGGUUUUUGAGUUUUGUUUCCGUGUGAGCGAGCAGCGUAUUUGGUGAUAGAAAACGGAAUUAAAAAAGGGUUUUUGGGGCUUGUUUUUUCUAACAACAGUUUGAGCCUAACUUGUGCGGCCUUCAAUGACAACCAUUGUAGAUAGGGCUUUUGGUUUUGUUUGUUGCUUUCGGGUUGAAGAUGCUAGCAAAUAUAGAAAGAAGAAUGGCGGUGAUAUAUUUUUCGGCAAACCGUAGCUUGGUGCUAGUUGUUGUUGGUAAAGUUUUGCAACGUUUGGACGAGAUGCUGCCAUAGCGUUUGUUAGUAGAGAACAUUUUUGCAACACAAGAUGUAACGAAAAGAGCAUUAGAUAGCAUGAUAUACCGGUGAUGGAGGCUUUCGAAUAAACGAAUUGUUUUAUUUUCGUUUGCGGUGGAGCAAUAA
Molecule: messenger RNA, 3243 nt
Organism: Anopheles funestus (African malaria mosquito)
Lineage: Eukaryota; Metazoa; Arthropoda; Insecta; Diptera; Culicidae
Gene: tadr
Exons: 9
Coding region: 191-2260 (689 amino acids)
Biological process (GO): amino acid transport
Cellular component (GO): plasma membrane
Molecular function (GO): amino acid transmembrane transporter activity
Source: RefSeq, a predicted model, not a curated record